GUCAGCACUUGGCGCUGGUCGUCCUGGGAGUUAGAGCGAUAGGAGCAGACGCCACUCCUGAGGUAACAAACAAGACAGCAGGGCCCCGCUCACCCGCGCAAGAUGUGGGCCCCAAUACACAUGCGUAAGAUAUUUGUGGGCGGCAUUGACUACACCACCACAGAUGAAAGCCUAAAGGAACACUUCUCUCAGUGGGGAGAAGUGGUUGAUGCUGUUGUCAUGAAAGACCCAACUAACAAUCGGUCUCGAGGCUUUGGAUUUGUGACCUUCAUGAACCCAGAUCAUGUAGAUGCCGUGCAGAAAGCACGGCCUCACAAAGUGGAUGGGCGUUUGGUGGAGACUAAACGAGCUGUUCCCCGCAGUGAUACCAACACCACCAUCCUCCCAACCACCAACCACCCUGAUGCAACUCAUACUAGGAUUUUUAUUGGUGGUUUACCUCAGGAUGUGAAGGAAGAUGACUUGGAAACAUAUUUUGCUCAUUUUGGUCGUGUGACGUGUGUCAACAUAAUGUAUGAUAAAAAUAGUGGUCGGCAUCGUGGGUUUGCUUUUGUCGACUUUAAUGACUAUGAUCCUGUUGACAAAGUAUUGUUAACUCGCAAUCACUCCAUUAAGGGUCGACCAAUAGAUGUUAAGAAAGCAAUCAGCAAGUCUGACAUCAGUAAAAUCAAAAGCUUAAUGUCUGGUGUUGUGGGUGGCCCUGAGGCAAGCUUCCUCGCCAGUUUAGGAGGAGGCAGCUCCAAUGAUGGCACUCCUGCCACCACUCCACUGCCUCCUCCCAUAGGAACUCUUCCAGCAAUCCCAGGACCAUCUGGUGCAGCUGCCAUCAAUGGCGCUGCUCUGGGACGUGUGACAGCAGCAACAUCAAUGAACAAUGCAGUUACAACCACUGCUGGCCACCCAGGACUAGUACCACCAGUAGCACAGUUAGCACACCCUUUCUUCCCUCGACUCCCUUUGGCUGGUCUUCCAGGCUUCUCGGCUCAGCUGCGGUCUGGAUGGCAGUACAGUGUUUCCGGCAAUGCUGAAGUGCUCAGGAACACAGCAGGAGCAGUAAGCAACCGACCUUCAGGAGCUCCUGCUGUUUUGGCUGCUGCUGCCCCAGCAGCUGCUGCUGGAUCAUCUGUACUUGGAGGAGCGGAGAGUGAUGGAGAGUCAGAGUCAGCAGAUGACCAGGUGAUGGACACAGAGGACGGAGCAAGUGAGGCGUGGGGAGGUGCUGGAGUAGAAGACACGUGUCCGCCUAAUGCGCGUAUACUCAUUAUUGAACCAUUCUAUGGAGGAUCUCACAAGCAGCUUAUCACAUGUCUUAGAAAUGAUGAGUCUGUGAUUGGGAGUGAGGAUGCAGCACUGUUCACCCUUCCCAGCAAGAAGUGGCACUGGCGGGCACGCACUGCUGCACUGUACUUCUACCAGAAAAUACCUCUCACCCAUGACUUUAAGACUUUGUUUGCUUCCUCUACACUUAACCUAUGUGAGCUGGUUGGUCUGCGUCCAGACUUAGGCAGACUACGAAAAAUAUUGUACUUUCAUGAGAACCAACUUGUUUACCCCGUCCGGAAGCAGAAGGAUCGAGAUUUCCAGUAUGGAUAUAACCAAAUAUUAUCUUGCCUGGUAGCCGAUGUAAUCGUAUUCAACUCGCAAUACAACUUUGAAUCCUUUUUGCGUGAACUUCCCCGUCACCUCAAACUGCAGCCUGACCACCGGCCUGAUUCUCAGGCUAUCACCCAGACCAUCAGGGAUAAGAGUCAGGUAAUCUACUUCCCAGUAAACAUCUCUCACAAAACUCGUUGCCCCAAGGAUGCCCUGGAACCCCUUCACAUCAUCUGGCCCCAUCGCUGGGAGCAUGACAAGGAUCCAGCCACCAUGUUUCAAGUUCUCUUUCAACUAGCAGAAGCAGGAUUGAAUUUCCGUGUAUGUGUUUUGGGCCAGUCUUACACAGAGAAUCCCCCGGUGUUUGUCGAGGCUCGUCAGCGACUUUCAAAUUUCAUCACACACUGGGGUUAUGCAGAAAGCAAGGAGAAAUAUUGGGAAUUGUUGCACUCAGGAGAUGUGGUAGUGUCAACAGCGCACCAUGAGUUCUUUGGUGUUGCCAUGUUAGAAGCAGUUGGGGCCGGUUGCUUCCCAAUAUGUCCCAACAGACUGGUUUACCCAGAAAUUUUCCCUCAGGAGUGCCUGUACAAUACAACACAGCAACUUCAGAAGAGCCUUGCCCAGUGGUGUACGCGCCCACAGUUGGUUCGUUCUAAAAAGGUCAACUUGGAUCUCAAUACCUUCUCGUGGGCAACCUUAAAGCAACGCUAUGUCAACCUGCUGUCAUAAAAGAUGAUGAGGGUCACACCGCACUCACAACAAAACUCCUGUUUUCCUAAAGAUGAGGCCUUAAGACAGGAAUGGGUUCGGGCAACAAGACGUGAAAAUUUUGUUGCAUCUAAGCAUACACGGCGGUGCUCAAAGCACUUCAAGAGACGAGGACAUAGACCGAACACCUUUAUCAUAUGUUUGGCUUUGUAGUGGAGCUGUUCCUAGUAUAUUUGAAGCUUUUCCCAAACAUCUACAGAAAAAUGUUGCAAUGAAAAGAAAAUCUCCAGCUAAACGUAUCCCUUCUGUGGUUCACAGUCGAGGUAAAGAUAACUCUUCCUCAUCAGCUUGCAUCAACGAAACUACAUUAACUGAACCUAUUUCACGUGAAUAUGACACGCUAAAAAGAAAACUUAGUCACAGAGAAGCUCGGCUUGUUGCCUCAAGAAAGAUAAUCAAGGUACUACAACAGCCUAAAAAUCAUCUCAAAAAGAAAAACAGUGAUUUAAAAAAGGUAAUAUCUGAGUUAAAAAGAAAGUGUCUGAUUAGUGAAGAAAGCUUAAGUGUAUUAGAAAAUUGUGCUGGUGGUGUAUCAGAUUUUUAGAGGCAAGUUACAAAGCACAUUGGGCAACCGACUGUUACUACUUAUUCACCUGAAUUGUGAAGUUUUGCUUUGACUCGAAACUUUUACUCUCUUCAUGCUGGCAGCGGGCUCUUGGCAACCGGAGUAUGGCGGCAGCGCGGUUGGCUGGCUUCACUCCCGACAGCGCUACACACCGCUCAUGCCGCCUCCACCCUUAUUCUACCUCCAUGUCUACUACACAGUAAUUUAUAACUAUCAUAUACUACACUAUAAUUAAAAAAUUAUGACUAUCAUUUACUAUACAAUAAUUUAUAACUGUCAUCUACUACACUAUAAUUUAUAACUAUCAACUUGUUAUAAAUGUGAGUGUUUGCUCUUGACUUUGGCCCCCCAGCUUGGUAUAAAUGUGUAGGUAUACCUGGUUUUAUCAUCAUGGUGGGAUACCAUAACAACUUGUGUAUGUGUAUAGUCUUACCCAGUGUUUCUGCCUGGUGAAUAUAUAUUUCACAACUUGUAUACUUACGUUGUUGUCCUUGAUGCAAAACUUAUACAUGUUCUACUUAAGGCAGUGUAUACUUAAUAUUUCCCCCGUCCAAAAGCUUUGAGGGAUAUAGCAGUGUCAGAUAGGUUUUCUGUUCAAUAAGUUUCCAUAGACUGUAUGAAUUGAUUUCAAAUUUUUUUUGAAAGAAUACUGUAGCAGGUUCUUGUCUAGAAUAAUGGAAACUGUUGCUAACAUAAGUGAUUUUAGAAUUAUAAAAAAUUUUGACAGCCAGGGAUGUGCUAUUUCCAGUGGCUGUCAUUUGCUUUGAGGUUAAGCCUUGAUUUAUAUGUGUAUGUGUGUAUGUGUGUGUGUGUUAUGUCUUAACAGAGGGGAGAGUCUUUGUAAUGAAACUUCACAUUUAGUUAUAACACUUAGCUAGCCAUCACUACACUGGGGAGUAGGGAACCUUAAUGUGUUGCCUGUUAGUUUAUUUUUGGAAUUUAAGUCAAAUGAUUAGGUCCUAAUUACAAGAGGUCCCAUUUAUAUGAGGGCUUUAUUAUUAUCUUAGGUCCUAAGGAUGUUAAUCUCCUUAGUACAGCAUAUUAGUUCAUGGAUUUUCUAGAUGUUGAUUAUGCCUGGUUGUACAGUAGUUGUGUUAGGUCCUGGUUAUGUUUGGUCACAAUUAUGCCAGGUUAUAGUUAUGUUAGAAUAUAAUUAUGCUAGGUUCUAGUUAUGUUUGGUCAUAAUUUUGGUAGAUUAUGAUCUUACAAGUUCGUAUUCAUGGUACAGUAAUUUAUAUUCUGUCAAGACCAAGUGUUUGGCAUAGCAGACUGGGUAGGUUGGGUACAGGUAGAACAGAUGAUGCUUUAAUUAUCAUUACAUAAUGUUUUACAGGGUGGAACUUCCAACUUGUGUGAACUAAACUAUGAGUCAAAAUGUAAAGGGAGAGAUAGUUUUGAAAAGCAAAUACCUGUAGCAAAAUUAGCCAUGCAAUGGUGAAUUCAUUGCAAAAACUGCUUUACUAAUUUUAUAUUUACUUCAUACUAGCAGGAAUCAUCUAUCUCAAAAUAUGAUGUUAUUUUGCCCUCUGGAUUUUUUUACUGAGUACAGUAUUAGAAUUUAGAAAUUUCCUGGUGUGUUAAAAAUAUAAAAGGUGUAGCAUUGCCAAGUAUAAUGCACUAAGAAUUGUAUACUUUAUCUUGAUUAGAUUUUGGUUCCUAAUGCACUAAGAAUUGAAUAUGGCAAAUUUUUUACCAAAUUUAAAUAUCUGCAGUUGAUAAUACAUGUACAGUAUUGUUUACUUUCUACAGGUAUCCCUAGAUAGUAGUUUUUAUCAUUUUGGUAAAAUAGUUUUGUUUUUUUAUGGAUCAACAAUUUACUGUUGGAAGUUAAUGGGAGGGUUUUAUCAUGUAUACAACAUUUUACAGUGAUUGAAGACCUUGUAUACAGGAGGGUGUAUGUAUAUGUGCUCAUGAUUCUGGCAAGAUUGUAUUAUAGCAGGGCAGGGCAGGGCAGGGCAGGUAAGAUAAAGAAUUCAACACCAUUCACUGAUGAGUUAGAAUUAGAAUACUCAGUAAUUGUAGUUAUGAAUUACUAAUAGAAGUGAAAACAUUACCAUAUAGUACAACCUUAAAUAGGGGAAGUGGGUAAAGGGAAUAGGGAAUGUGAACAAAAUAUGUAGUGUACUAUGAUUAUAGGGAGGCCAGGAGGCCCUUCUAUUGUGGCGAUCCCCAAGGAUGGGAACUGUAUGGGAGGGAGUUUCAUAUAUAGUACUGUAAAAUGUGGGUGUCAUACUUCAUGACUCUAGAUGAUCCCCAAAAUGCCUUUUAAACAAACUUAAAUUCAUGUGUGGAAUGCAGCUAGUUCUUCAGGAAUAAUUGACAAUUAUUGCAAUUUCAGUUAAAUAGUAAGACAUACAAGACUUGUAUAGAUUUUUUAAAGACAUUUAUAUAUAUAAACUCUAAACUCUAUUGAUCCUAUGUUUGUGGGAGUUGAAGAUACUGUACUUCUUUUGAAAAUUGGCAUGGUAAUUUAGUUUGGUCUCUCCUUGUUUUAUGUCUCUCAGGAGUAUUUUAAACAUGUUGUGCAUAAGAGUUAUGACCCACCUGACCUACAACAAGGAGGUGGUGCAACUCUCAUGUAAAGAAUACUGGAAUGGUGUUAAUAGAUACUCAUGAUAUCCACAAAGUUGAUAACAAGGGUUAAAAAAAAUGGUAACUAUAUCAUUUGUGACCUCAUUUGCUUAAUUUUUCCAUAGUUGGAUUUUAUUAUCACUUGUAACCCCAAAAAAUUUCCUGUCUUCCUAAAAUACUUAAAUUGGAAUAUUAUUAGAAAAACCUUUGACAAGUGAUCUGUAAGAUUAUAGUGCAUUAUAGAAGAAAGACUGAAGGGAAACCAGGUAGUGAAGGUCACAUUAUUAUUUAUAUACUGUACUGCAAUUGAUCAGAGGAUUACCUCAAGAGAAUGCCACAAUUGUUUUUGUUUGUUUGUUACCUUAAGAUGACAUUAUUGGAUGGUUAGAACCAGCCUUGAUGGUGUAAAUUUGGGGAAGGAAACACUUUUGUUUGUCAUUGUUUGAUUGGUGAUGCUGUGCCAUGAAGCUGAGGAAGCAGGAGUUUUUGAUGCCUUACCACCACUUAUCUCUCAUAUCAAACACUUAAUCCAAAUGCUUAUGGGAAUCUCCCACAGGAAUAUCAUUUUCAUCUUUACUCACUUUCUUAAUGGACUUAGGUGUUCAUGUGGAGGGAUUUUUGCUUCAGUGUACUGUAUUUAAUAGUACUGUACUGUUUUCUAUAGUUUGUAAAGUAUAUCUAUUUUUAAUGGUUUAAUCAUUAAGUGGUGGUCUUAUAAAUACAACCAGUUCUUGUUCUCUUGUAGAAGGCUUUUAACUCUUUCUAACAUUUGUGUAGGUUUAUCUCUCUAUCCCAAUUAGAUUGGGAGGUAAAGAAAAGGUGUAAAAUAUUAAUAUAAGAUGGCAGUGGUCUGCUAGCCUUAACUUGCCACUAUUUAUAGUCAAGAACGACACCAAUGAUUUUUACAGUGAAUAUGUAAUAGUAGAAAAAUAUUAGUUAACUUUUUAACUCCUCCCUCAUUGCAUGCUCUAUUAAUUCCACUUAUCUUGUACUAUUGCUGUAAUACAUAAAUAUGCCAGCUGGACAAUGGAGUGUCAUGAGGAAGGGUUAAGUUUAAGUGGACAAGGCAACACAUGAUGUAGUUCUUGAGUAGAGGUUGCCAGAGUAUCCUAGCUGGUGGUGUUAACUUAUGUUGUGUCAUUUGUCACUAGUGUCCCAGCUGUACUGUUGGCUUCCCCAUAAAGGCAUAUAAAAAAAAUAUUUGGAAGCUUGUGUGGCUAACUUCCAUGGAAGCAGGUCAACAGCAUCUAUAAUGUUUAAUAUUACAACACUAAGAUGACAGAUGUACCAUAUACAGUGCUUCCUUUUGAACAAACAGGUGACAAUUAUUGACAAAUUCAGUUCCUGACCAAUUAAUUACUGCAGUAACUCUAAAUCAUAAACACCAGUGUUAUUUCUCACACCUGCAGAUUUACACUGAUUGGCAUAUACAGUACAGUAGAGAUCUUACAAAAUUAUAUUUCAUAAAUACCUCCGCAGAAUAUAUUGUUACAGCACUUGUUUUAGUGACUGAUUGAAGUCUGGCACUGUUUAUUUUGUCCACUGUACCAUGGCUACUGUGCCCCAGGGAUACUGUGUCCCAUGGCUACUGUGUCCCAUGUUUACUGUGUCCCAUGGCUAGUGUACCAUGUUUACUGUGUCCCAUGGCUAGUGUACCAUGUUUACUGUGUCCCAUGGCUACUGUACCAUGUUUACUGUGUCCCAUGGCUACUGUACUUGCACUGUGGCCACUCUGCAUCAUGGCCAUUGUACCAUGACCAUUCUGCACCAUGACCACUCUGCAUCAUGGCUAAUCUGCAUCAUGGCCACUGUACCAUGACCACUCUGCACCAUGGCCACAGUACCAUGACCACUCUGCACCAUGGCUAAUCUACAUCAUGGCCACUGUACCAUGACCACUAUGCACCAUGGCUAAUCUGCAUCAUGGCUAUUUUUUAUCAUGGCCACUCUGUGCCAUUGCCACUCUGUACUUUGGCCACUGUGCUAGGGCCACUCUGUGCCAUUGCCACUCAGCACUAUGCAGUCACUGCAGCAUGACUUCAGUGCACCAUGGCCUCUCCAUAAUGGCCUGAUGGUGAUUGGAGGUAUACUGAAAGCUCUGAGAGGUUAGUUUGAUCUUAUGCCUGGGGUUCUCUCUCUGCUAAAUAAAAUCAUCUGGUGUUAGCUAAAUGAAAUAAUAAAAGUGGCAUCCCCAUAGUGAAGGGGUUAAUGGUGUUGUGUGCACUGAGGUCAUCAGUCUGUCAUGUCAAAGCCUCAGACUAAACUUGGCUUCUCAUCCACUGUGUGUAACCCCCCCCCCCUACACACACACACACACACACACACGCUAGAAAUAAGAAAAUAAUAAUUUAUGGUCAAAGGUGAUUUUAUGAUCUGCUGAGAACUAAGAGUAAUUUGCCAUCCUGGGAGGAGGAGAAUGCGAACUGUACUAACUCAUGUGCCAUGAUUAUGUACUUAAGGCUUUCCUUUAUAGGAAGUCACAUGUUUCAGUAAGGGUCCUCCACAAUUUUUUUUUUAUUAAGAAUUUUUGGUAAUGGCCAUAACAGUGAAUAUAGAAAGUGGCUUAACAGUAAUAUAGAAAAUUUAGCGAUCAUUUUGAUGAUGACAGUUUAUGGAUACCUUUAUGGAUACCUUAUCAUAGGUCAGCAGCACUCAUUUAGUUACCCAAGUUAUUAGACAGUCAGUCUACUGAUUAUUAUGUGUAUGAAAAAAAAAAGAGAGGAGUUUUGUUGUAUGAACAUUUUCUAUAGCCUAAGGUUCUUUAUAACCUUCACGUACUUUGUAAUGUAGAUUUGUUGUUCAUUGUCUUAAGAAGUAGUAGGUAAAAGUGAAUGUACUUAUAAAUAUUAUACUAAGUAGUCUCAGUUAGAAAGUACUGAGUGUAUCAUGUGCUGACUGGGUGGAGACAUACAGACACCCUCGCUCCCCUCUCGUCAUGCUAUAUCAGUGAAAAACUAUAAGAGAGGUAGAGUGGCUGAUGCCUAGCUGACACAGUGAGCACGGGGAUACCUGAAUGUCCUGCCUUGGUACGCACACUAUGUAGUAUAGUUAGAUUCUAAGACACCCGUAGGCAAGUCUUAGGUUGGUAGUAUUGUCGAGAUCCUAAUACUGUAGUUAUAAUUUAUUAUGGGGCAGAAAGUUACAGUGACAAGUGUUAAGUAUAAAUCUAAAAGUCGAUUGUUUAUGGCUGUAGAGUGACUGAAUAUAGAUUGGGUUGAAUGAAAUUGAUAAUUACUGUAUACUGACUUUGACCAUCAUGUUCUGUGAGCAUGACUAAAGUGAGGUGAAUGUUUUUGAAAAUUUUAUGCCACUCGGGUUGAUUGAAUGAAUGUGUUGGUUGUUAUAACAUCUUAUUAUGCUUGUUUAAGUUAGACUGUAGCAUUGAUUAAGUAUGGUUGUGGGAAUUGUAAAGGACAAUUCUCGGGGUAGGUAGAGUAUGGAUAGAUUUGGUUGGAUGUACCUUUGACAUUGAUUAGAGUGUUAUUGGUUAAGUGCCUGUGUAGUAUUAAGUGUGACUGUCAUAUCAGUAGGUCAUUUGUAUUACAGUACCGCAUAGGUUUGGUUAGAUAUGAGUAAUUUGGUUGAUUGUGACUGUCAAAUUGUUCAAGUGUAAUAGUGCAGUUAUGAAUUAUUAGGAUUGGUCAUGUGUUACUGUACAGUUUGUUUGAGUUGAGUACAAUUGGUUGUGUGAUACUGACAUUUAUGUACUGUAGAGUAGUACGUUGAAUUACCAGACAGGAUUGUCCAUGAAUUAUUUUUCUUCUGAAUUACCACCAGAGUUGUAACACUAGAGUGAUUAUUGUGUAACAAGCUGGCUCAGUGUUGCAUGAGAAGUUACAUUACAUUAUUUCAGGAUUUGUAGUUGUUCAGGUUAGUGGUGCACACCUAUCAAACAUUUUUAUUUAUUUUUAUUUUUUUGAAAAAUCAUGCUUUGUUAUAGAUGUUUUAUAGAAUCAAAAACAUAUCCUUGCUAAAAUAACAUAUAAAUAAAGAAAGUGUAUGGAAACAAAUAGAAAACUGGCAGAAUAUGUCUGUGUUUGCCUUAUAUAGUAUCCAUAUUUUCACGGUCUUCCAAAAUUGUUGUGGCAAGUUCUGUAAUUCAUUAUUUUUGCACAACAGCAAAUACUUUGUGUGAGUAAUGUAAGAAUACUUUGUUUAAUAGCUGUGAAUCAUUUAACUGAACAUCUGGAAGUCUUGAAACGUGACAGAGGUGAGUACUGUAACAUAACUUGAGUCUUUGUCAAGCAUCUGCCCUUUUCAGUUAGAUUAUACUGUGCAAGUUUUUUUGUAUAGGGAGGGAAGGAGGGGUGUACUGCUUCGGUAGAAUCAAUGUUUUUCCAUUGCAGUAUUUCUGUUGCAGACCAUUACUGUACAGGUACAGUAUAUGCAAUAAUCAGGCUGGUAAAGUGACGUACUACUGUUGUGUGAUGAGGAAUGGUUGAUUGUGGCUGUUGAGUGUGAACUGUUUGGUUGAGUAAUACUUGAUGGCUUUCUCUUUCUUGGCUCUAUGAAAUAUUUUCAUUGUAUAUUUUGAUGAUGAUUGUGAAGGUAUUGGCCUGGUAAUGUUGCAGUGUUGUAAAUUUACUCAGUUGUGUUGCAUCACUUCAACCAAGUUGAGAUGUAGUGGGUGACAUCUUGGAUAGAUCAAAAGCCAGUAAUGUCAUUUGUCCAAAAGCCUGUGUAUUGUUUUACCUGUAGUCAUAGACUAACUCCAGCUUCAUUCCUGCUUUACAUCUGCAUAAAGCAGAAGAGAAGAGAGUCAUUUAUUCACUCGUGUUGCCAUCGUUGAAAGUAUAUGAAUAGCUUAUGGUUAUCAUGUUUUGUGAACAUUAAAUGAAUGUAACAUCUUGGCUUGUUGAUGCCUCUAUGAAUGUUGAUUAUAAAUAGAUAUUGAAAGUGAAGUGUCCUGUGUUGGAAGAAGCAGGAGAAUGUUAGUCUGUGGCUCAUUAAAAAAACUUUGAUAAUUAGUAAACAUGAAUCAUAUGAUAUACAGUACAUAUAACUGAUCAGGUGUCAUUGUAAGCCCAUUUAUAUAGGGACAAGAUUUCCCACCUUGAAGACAAUUUUGUUGCCCCUCUUGUAUGUACUUAACAGUCAUCAUGCAGUAGUUACAUUCCUAAGCUUUGUGAAUUCUUAUAUAAAGUCCGUUUUAUUACUGUAAAAGAAAGUUCUGACCACUAUUAUGUCGAACAACCAUUUGUUCCUUUGAAUUCUGGAGCAGUCAUAUGUUAAGUCUCCUAUCAUUUAUGAUGUACUAAGUGUCAGAGGAAUUAUUUUUGGACAGUCAGGACAUGGUAACAGCAGUAGUGUCUCACACUCACCUCUGCUCCCAUCAUCCUGCUGGCUAACAAGCCCAUCAUUAAUCAACAAAGGUUAGAAAAAGCUUUCCCUUCAUUGUAAAUUUGUUACGAAAAAUUUGUCUUUUGCUCCGUACUAUAUUAAUGUUCUUUGUUGUUUAUUUUCUCACUGCUAUUUAAGAAUUGCUCGUCUAGCUUUGUAUUUUAUUUAAUGUGGUAGUUGGCCACCAUGUUGCCGUGGCGGUGGUUGUGUAUUAGUGUAGUAUUAUCAGAGUUACACGUCGUCCACAUAAUGUGCUUCAGCUAGUGAGUUGAUCAUUAUUGUAAGAUGUUUGUCUCAUACAUGACUAUAUCUUUUGCUUCUUUAUCUUAUUCAUGGUUGUCUGGUCUACAAUGUGGAUGAUAAGAUUACAGGUGAAACAUUAUUGUAGACUGGCUUAAACUUUGAGAGGAUCAUAAUUUUGUUUCCUUAUUGUUCUCUGCAAUGUUUGCUUUUAAACUUGUCAGUGUGUUGCAUAUAAUAUUUCUAUCUAAAAUUGAUUGGAGUAACCAUAGAAAAUUUCUUGAAUAAUUUUUGUAUGGUGUGGAGGAAGUAUGUCCAUGUUGUGAGAGAAGUUUACUAGGUGAGGAACAUAUUGUGUCACUAGUUACUACUGAACUAGGGUAGGCAACACAGCUGAAGGAGUAGACUAGUAAAGGACCUUUGGUAGAUGUUGCAGUGUAGCUCAUAUAUUUUGGUUAAUAAAUAUCAGUAUAUUUAA
This is a messenger RNA of Homarus americanus (American lobster), 11555 nucleotides long. RefSeq lists its product as uncharacterized. NCBI's taxonomy places the organism in Eukaryota, Metazoa, Arthropoda, Malacostraca, Decapoda, Nephropidae. The record is from RefSeq and is a predicted model, not a curated record. Gene Ontology annotation, molecular function: glycosyltransferase activity; RNA binding. Bases 103 to 2322 code for a protein of 739 amino acids. The transcript has 14 exons.